CUCUGCCUUUCUGUUGUGCAUUCAGCAAACAUUCUUAGAGCUGAAGAAAGGGGAAGAGGAAUCAGGUUUCUGGCACUUGCACUCGGCAGUCCUGCUGGAAUAUGAUGUGACACCGGAACAAAUCAAACAAGAGCUCGGAAACCUGACACAGCAAUGAAAAUCCUCUGCAAAGCCAGAACUUUCGCUGCCCAUUUCUCCCCCAGAGUGUGCUCCAGGCUAUUCAGCAAGGAUCCAACACUCGGCACACCGCAGAACUUUUUAAAUUAUGAAGAUAUUAAACUGCACUACAAGCCCAAAGUGCCGGAAUAUUUCAACUUUGCAAAUGAUAUUUUAGAUGAAUGGGCCAGAAAUAGAAAGGAAGGAGGAAAGUCCAGUAACCCAGCUCUCUGGUGGAUAGACGGCAGUGGAGAAGAGAUCAAGUGGAGCUUUGAGGAGUUAGGCUUUCUCUCCAGGAAAGCAGCCAACAUUAUAUCUGAUGCCUGCAACUUGAAACCAGGGGACAGAGUCAUUGUGAUUCUCCCACGGGUGCCAGAAUGGUGGUUAUUAAACGUUGCCUGUAUAAGAGCAGGUGUGGUGCUCAUCCCUGGAACAACCCAACUGACAGCAAAGGACAUUCUCCACCGGCUACAAACUUCAAUGGCUAAAUGUAUAAUAACCAGUGAUUCCCUUGCGGCAGCUGUAGACUCUGUUGCGGCUCAGUCUCCAUGUUUAGAAACUAAAAUGCUGAUAUCUGCAGAAAGAAGAGACGGGUGGUUGGAUUUUAACGGCCUGUUCCGAGCGGCUGAUGACAAACACAUUUGUGUAAAGACGAAGAGCAGUGAUCCAAUGACCAUAUUCUUUACUAGUGGAACCACAGGCUCCCCUAAAAUGACAGAACACAGUCACUGCAGCUAUGGACAUGGCUUGAAGGUUAAUGGAAAAUACUGGAUGGAUCUGACCCCUAGUGAUAUUGUGUGGAAUAUGUCAGACACUGGCUGGGCAAAAUCUGCUUGGAGCAGUGUCUUUGCACCAUGGAUUCAAGGCUCAUGUGUGUUUGCUCACAGCAUGCCCCGUUUUGACCCAAAUAUUGUCUUACAGACACUAUCCACUUUUCCUAUAACAACAUUUUGCUCAGCUCCAACAGCCUAUCGUAUAUUUGUACUACAGAACCUUGCAAGCUAUCAAUUCAAGAGCCUACAACACUGUGUUAGCGCUGGGGAGCCCAUCAACCCGCAAGUCAUGGAACAGUGGAAAGAACAGACUGGGUUAGACAUUUAUGAAGGCUAUGGCCAAACUGAAACAGUUCUAAUCUGUGGCACGUUUAAGGGAAUGAAGAUAAAACCCGGAUCCAUGGGCAAACCUUCUCCAGCAUAUGAUGUUCAGAUCAUUGAUGAAAAUGGUGAUGUACUCCCGCAGGGAAAAGAAGGGGAUAUCGCUAUCCGAGUAUCACCACAGAAACCAUUUUAUCUUUUCUCCCAAUACACAGGUGACCCAGAAAGGACAGCUUCCACUCGGCGAGGAAACUUCUACCUAACUGGAGACAGAGGCAUCAAAGAUGAAGAUGGCUAUUUUUGGUUUGUAGGAAGAUCAGAUGAUGUUAUUUUAUCCUCAGGAUAUCGAAUUGGCCCAUUUGAAAUUGAAAGUGCGUUGAUUGAACACCCGGCCGUUGCAGAAUCUGCUGUUGUGAGCAGCCCAGACCCAAUCAGAGGGGAGGUAGUAAAAGCCUUUGUUGUACUUGCCCCGGCUUAUAAUGGACAUGACCCUGAAAAACUGACACUGGAGCUCCAGGAACAUGUGAAAAACAUAACAGCACCGUACAAAUAUCCAAGAAAGAUAGAAUUUGUCCAGCAAUUACCCAAGACGGUCAGUGGCAAGAUUCGAAGAAAUGAGCUGAGAAACAGAGAGUGGGGAAAAGUGCAGAAUAAUUGACUUUAGGUUCCAGCAUUGUCAGUUGCUUAAGAGAUAAAUUACUAUUACUGUCAAAUAAAAUAUCCACUGCCUA
Xenopus laevis (African clawed frog) is the source of this 1981-nucleotide messenger RNA. It is a transcript of the gene acsm3.L, whose product is annotated as acyl-CoA synthetase medium chain family member 3 L homeolog. Gene Ontology annotation, biological process: acyl-CoA metabolic process; fatty acid biosynthetic process. Gene Ontology annotation, molecular function: fatty acid ligase activity; medium-chain fatty acid-CoA ligase activity; fatty-acyl-CoA synthase activity. The transcript has 14 exons. The record is from RefSeq and is a predicted model, not a curated record. Bases 154 to 1908 code for a protein of 584 amino acids. NCBI's taxonomy places the organism in Eukaryota, Metazoa, Chordata, Amphibia, Anura, Pipidae. Gene Ontology annotation, cellular component: mitochondrion; mitochondrial matrix.